Molecule: messenger RNA, 1050 nt
Organism: Rhodamnia argentea
Lineage: Eukaryota; Viridiplantae; Streptophyta; Magnoliopsida; Myrtales; Myrtaceae
Product: protein MANNAN SYNTHESIS-RELATED 2-like
Exons: 4
Coding region: 1-1023 (340 amino acids)
Source: RefSeq, a predicted model, not a curated record
AUGUGCUCUCUAGUCACAGGACAACAACCAUCGCAAGGUUACAUAACAUUCUCACUGACAAACGGCCCUGAAUAUCACAUUUUACAGGUUGCAGUUGCGGUGCUAGUAGCUAGAGAGUUGGGGGCAAGCCUUGUGCUCCCCGAUAUCAGGGGCAGCAAACCAGGAGACAGGAGGAAUUUCAGAGAGAUUUAUGACGUUGAGGAGUUUGCAAAUAGACUGAAUGGUGUCGUCAAAGUGGCAAGGAAUCAGCUGGCUUUGGCAUCCUCUAGAAAGCUUGCAGUAGUUAAGGUGCCUUACAUGGUAUCCAAAGACUAUAUUAGAACACAUAUCAAGCCAUUCUUCAAAGCAGAGGGAAGUAUAAGGCUUGAGACUCCCUUGUCUUCCAUUAACAUGAAAAAGGCAGAAGCGACUAAAGUUUUGGACCCAAUUACGUGCUUGACGAUGUUCAGGACCCUCCGACUGCAAACCAAGGUCCGGCAACUCGUCGACCAAAUGAUUGGCAGACUAAAGACAUUGGGAGGGGAGUCAAAUGGCCAAUUUAUUGCGGUUGACCUGAGGGUUGAAGCUGCACAAAGCAAGAGUUGUCAGCCAAGUGGGAGUGCUGAAAUGAAGUUUUGCCAUCAUGCACAGGAUGUAGGUGAGUUUCUGACCAAAACUGGUGUUAGCACAGAGACUCCUAUCUAUGUGACUCAGUCCAGAUGGCACAAGAAUCUCAAACCAUUGACAGACAUCUUCCCGAGAACCUUUACAAAGGAGUUUCUGAUGCCACCAGACAAAAAGGAUAUGUUCCUGAGCAGUGCGAGUUGCGAACUCGAGAAGGUUAUCGACUUCUAUCUAGCAUCUGAAAGCGAUGUCUUCAUACCUGCCUCGGCUAAUUGGUUUUAUGCAACGGUUGCCGGGUCAAGAAUAGCUUCGGGGAGGACCCGGAUACUCGUGCCGACGUUGACCUCCUCCUCCUCCUCGAGUCACAUAUCCCCUUACAUCUCCGAGAGGAAGCACUAUGCUUAUUCAUGUUUCUGUUGAGUUCCUGGGAAAAUCAGGAUUUAGCAG